Messenger RNA from Parnassius apollo (apollo), 450 nucleotides. The record is from the annotation of a GenBank genome assembly. NCBI's taxonomy places the organism in Eukaryota, Metazoa, Arthropoda, Insecta, Lepidoptera, Papilionidae.
AUGUUCAGCAAAAUUGUAGCCUUCGGAGCUCUGAUAGCGGCUGCCAACGGUGGCCUCCUUCAUGGACAUGGCGCUGCCAUAUCUUCUCAAAACAUAAUCCACCAUGAUGCGGGCUACGGUGCCGCUCCUUUAUCUCUAGCCCACGGUGUUCAAUACGCCCCCGUAGCUCAUUAUGCCGCUCCAGCUAUAUCCUAUGGUGGCCAUGAUUACUAUGCUCAUCCCAAAUACGAUUACUCGUACUCGGUAGCAGACCCACACACUGGUGACCACAAGUCUCAACACGAAAUCCGCGAUGGCGAUGCAGUGCACGGAUCUUACUCUCUGCUCCAACCUGAUGGCUCCGUCCGUACCGUAGACUACACCGCCAACGAUCACACAGGUUUCAACGCUGUGGUACAUAACUCGGCCCCGGCUGUGCACCCUGCACAUUCUCAUGGCCACUAUUACUAA